Messenger RNA from Cricetulus griseus (Chinese hamster), 525 nucleotides. The record is from RefSeq and is a predicted model, not a curated record. Lineage: Eukaryota; Metazoa; Chordata; Mammalia; Rodentia; Cricetidae.
AUGGCAUUUGACGGCAAUUGGAAAGUAGACCGGAGUGACAACUAUGAUAAGUUCAUGGAGAAAAUGGGUGUUAAUGUGGUGAAAAGGAAGCUUGCAGCUCACGACAAUUUGAAACUGACCAUCACACAGGACGGAAAUAAAUUCACAGUCAAAGAAUCAAGCACCUUUCGCAACAUUGACAUUGUGUUUGAACUUGGUGUCAACUUUACCUAUAGUCUAGCAGAUGGAACGGAACUCAAUGGGACCUGGAGCCUUGAUGGAAAUAAACUUAUUGGACAGUUCAAACGUGUAGACAAUGGAAAGGAGCUGAUUGCUAUCCGAGAAAUUUCUGGUGGUGAACUAAUUCAGACCUACAAAUAUGAAGGAGUCGAAGCCAAGCGGAUCUUUAAGAAGGAAUGAGCAAGCUUCUUGGAGCCCAGAGCAAAACCCUGAAGAGCUGAGCUGAUGUCAGACUCCUCUCUCCAUCGUGUUAAUGCCAGGCAGGUUCAUCCUUUCAUGAACACUGGCAUAUUCCCAGUCUUGUCA